AUGUUGUCGAAAGGCUCCAAGCUCCGCAUUUUCCUAUCAGACAUCCUCUCACUCUCUAAUGAAAAGCGGGGCAGCGGCGUUGCAAACCUAGUCGCUCCUCAGCUCACUAUCCAUAAACCCCGGAACAACAGUACCUGGUUCGAGGAGGCGUGCGGUAAACCAGAAACACUCGAGUGGUUCCUCAAGCCAUUCAAAAACCGAUACGAUGUUUAUCUGCUUGUUGGGUUCUUCAUUCUCACGGACGCAAGGCUGGCUACGAUCAGGACUUCCUCAACACUCGAGGCUGCCGGUGCUGAAGCAUCAGCGCUACCGACAGCGGUUGCGGCUCUAGGUGAUGCUAAGGCCCUGGUGGGGAGUGUAAGAAAUACCAGGGACGUUAGUUACGGCCGGAUUAGUGUCUUGGAUGUCCCGGGGGAUCAGAUCUUUGGUCUGUGGUAUCGUAAAGUGAAAUUCAAUUGGUUCUUUAGCCGGGAGCCUAGUAUCUCCCUCAGUAAUAAGACCCGGUGGCAACCACUCUACGAGGUAAGGGGUGGCCCUGAAGUAAGUACGGGUAAUGAGGUAGAUAGCGAUGAUGAGGAGGAGCCGGACAUGCUGUGUGUAAGUCUCGAGGGUGAUAGCGACUGGGAGGAGAAGGAAGAGGAAGAGGGGGGGGGGGGGGGGGGGAGAAGGAUGCCAGCAGGAAUAUACAGGAGAGGGUAUUGUAGUGUGGCUUCGGACCCUGCUGGAUUGGAUUAG
Morchella importuna is the source of this 735-nucleotide messenger RNA. RefSeq lists its product as uncharacterized. Bases 1 to 735 code for a protein of 244 amino acids. The record is from RefSeq and is a predicted model, not a curated record. Lineage: Eukaryota; Fungi; Ascomycota; Pezizomycetes; Pezizales; Morchellaceae. The transcript has a single exon.